AUGAGUUCCUCUUCCAACGGCGGGAAGAAGCCGGCGGCCGGCGGCGGCCGUGGGGGCCCCACCAUCCGCACGCUCUCCGACUUAAACCGCGGGCCCGCCGGCUUCCCUGGCGCCGGAGGUGGCGGCAGCGGCAGCGACGACGACGAGCCCCAGGAGUACUACACCGGCGGCGAGAAGAGUGGAAUGCUUGUUCAAGAUCCAACACGAAGAAAUGACGUGGAUGCGAUAUUUGAACAAGCCAGGCAGGCGGGUGCUAUCCAUGGAAUGCCCCCUUUUCUUGACGACGAGUCUUCCAGCUCUAGGAGCUUUACAGGGACUGGCCGACUUCUUACAGGGGAGACAGUGCCAUCUGUUGCACCUCAGGAAUCAGCACCAGUUCGAAUACGCCACAAUAUACAUUUGUGGAACAAUGGCUUUAGUGUGGAUGAUGGUCCACUGAGAUACUACGAUGAUCCUGAAAAUGCAGAGUUCCUUGAGAGCCUUAAGAUGUCAAAGUGCCCCAGGGAGCUGGUGCCUACUGAUGGAGAACAUGUUGAUGUGUCUGUUAUCAAAAGGAUGGAAGAUUACAGGGAACCUGUAAGGCCUCGAUCAGCUUUCCAGGGUGUUGGAAGAACCCUUGGUGGUGGACCAUCCCCAGAUGAGAGUGCAACACCUGCUCCUGCAUCAGCGUUCAACAUGCACCACACCGUGGGAGACAUCAGGUCCUUCAUCGACGCAUCUCAGCCUGGAGCUGCAAGGCCUUAUCAGCUGCAGACGGGUUUCCCACCCAAGCAGCUGGCUGACCCAACACAGACCGUGGAGCAAGCUGGGCUGGCAAACUCGGUUAUCAUGCAGAAGAUGUAA
This is a messenger RNA of Miscanthus lutarioriparius, 843 nucleotides long. The record is from the annotation of a GenBank genome assembly. NCBI's taxonomy places the organism in Eukaryota, Viridiplantae, Streptophyta, Magnoliopsida, Poales, Poaceae.